This is a messenger RNA of Eucalyptus grandis, 1697 nucleotides long. RefSeq names its product D-3-phosphoglycerate dehydrogenase 1, chloroplastic. Lineage: Eukaryota; Viridiplantae; Streptophyta; Magnoliopsida; Myrtales; Myrtaceae. The record is from RefSeq and is a predicted model, not a curated record. Gene Ontology annotation, cellular component: chloroplast stroma. Gene Ontology annotation, molecular function: phosphoglycerate dehydrogenase activity; NAD binding.
CUUUGGCACUGCACAAUCAAUAUGAAUAGCAAUUUCAACCACUAUGCAUGUUUGCUCAACAUCAUACCAUAAAGCAAAACUAGAAGAAUAAUUGAGUUGUGCAAUCAGUAAACAAGAGCUAAAGCAGCUUGUCAUGCUACUAUUGAUAGGAGGUGCACGGGUUUUUUGGAUUUUGCCUCCUUAGUUAUGUCAAUGCUUAAGUUUUAUAGGGGACAAAGUGAGUUGCCAACAUUUUCUUAAGGCUAUACCAAUGUUGGUCUUUGACAUAUGGUUGUUUUGCUUGAUGCAGGAAAGUGGCAAAGAAACAAAUAUGUGGGUGUGUCCCUUGUUGGGAAAACGCUUGCCAUUAUGGGUUUUGGAAAGGUUGGAUCAGAAGUCGCACGUCGUGCCAAAGGUCUUGGUAUGCAUGUGAUUGCACAUGACCCUUGCCCCGCAGAUCAAGCACGCGCGGUGGGGGUGGAACUUGUGGGCUUUGAUGAAGCCAUAGCAACUGCAGAUUUCAUUUCAUUACACAUGCCCCUGACACCUGCUACAUCAAAGGUUCUCAAUGAUGAGACUUUUGCAAAGAUGAAGAAAGGAGUUCGAAUUGUCAAUGUUGCUUGUGGAGGAGUGAUUGAUGAAGAAGCUCUUGUGAGGGCAUUGGAUGCUGGAAUUGUUGCUCAGGCGGCACUUGAUGUCUUCACAGAGGAACCACCAGCGAAGGACAGUGAGUUGGUACAACACGAGAGAGUCAUGGUGACCCCACACCUUGGAGCCAGUACCACAGAAGCACAGGAAGGAGUGGCUAUUGAAAUUGCUGAAGCUAUCAUUGGAGCUCUAAAAGGAGAGUUGGCUGCUACUGCUGUCAAUGCGCCGAUGGUUCCUGCUGAGGUUCUUACAGAGCUGAAACCAUUUGUUGUACUUGCUGAGAAGCUUGGGAGACUGGCCGUUCAAUUAGUUGUGGGUGGGAGUGGUGUAAAAACCAUAAAAGUGACAUAUGCUUCUGCAAGAGCACCUGAUGAUCUCGACACUAGACUACUCCGUGCUAUGAUUACUAAGGGUAUAAUUGAACCCAUAUCCGAUGUCUUUGUGAACUUGGUCAAUGCAGAUUUUACUGCUAAGCAGAGAGGACUGAGAAUAACAGAGGAGCGGGUCAUCUUAGAUGGUUCACCAGAGAGUCCUCUUGAGUAUGUCCAGGUUCAGAUUGCAAAUGUGGAAUCAAGAUUUGCCAGCGCCAUUUCAGAUUCUGGGGAGAUCACGGUUGAGGGGGUGAAGGAUGGGAUCCCACAUCUCACAAAGGUGGGAUCUUUCGAAGUGGAUGUGAGCUUGGAGGGAAGCAUCAUAUUGUGCAGGCAAGUUGAUCAGCCAGGUAUGAUUGGCACAGUAGGAAGCAUUUUGGGAGAAGAGAAUGUCAAUGUCAGUUUCAUGAGCAUUGGUAGGAUUGCACCGCGAAAGCAAGCCAUGAUGGCAAUUGGAGUUGAUGACCAGCCCAGCAAGGAGACUCUGAAGAGGAUCGGGGACAUCUCUGCAAUUGAGGAGUUCGUUUUCCUCAAGUUGUAAUGUGGGUGUGAGUUAUGGUACUACAUAUGUAUGUCUUUCAUCAUUCAUAGCCGCUGAGCAUGAUUUGCAAGUCUUGCUCUGCGAUUUUGGCUGUGACGUUCGUGUUUUGUAGUAGUAUUGAGCUAGAGCGGAACGAUAAUCAAGUGGUGCUGAGAGGA